UGGUAUGGUCAAUACCAGUCAAUACCAUAUGGUAUAGCUGGUAAUAACUGACAAAUUUUUUUUUAUGUCCAAAAAAUAUCAAAGUGGAUAUCAUUUUAAAGAGCACAAUUAAUCUGAUCUAACUGUACAAAAAAAAUUAAAUUUCGACUUAAAAUGAGUGAGAAAUUGUCCGUUAAAUAUUAAGAGAAGGAAAAUUAAAGGAUUUUCGAGGAGAAAGAAGGCGCUGAUGUGAUCAAGUCAAAAGUCAGCGUUAGCAAUAAAUAGAGAUAGGAGCAAUUUUACCUUAUUGUCCUUCCGUAUUUAAUUUAAAUAAAAAAGGGACUGACACGUGGCGACAAGAGAAGAGGUUACUGAUGGGUUACUGACCUGAUCUGGUCCCCAAUAAAUUAGGCAAAACUCAACGGCUAAAUAAGACAUUUGGCAUAAAGUUCACAUUCAAGAGAGACACUUUUGGUAAUUAGCCAGUGAGGUAGGGACUUCAGUUAGGAGUGCCGGAAACAGAGACGCAGAGAGAAAGAGAGCCCAACUGUCCAGCAUUUUGAGCAUUACGUUACUCCUCUUGUCGUUCUUGCAUUGCAAUUUGCAACAACACUGUAAAAAGCUGAGAACUUUACUAAUUUUUUUUAAUAAUAUUCCUCUCUAGACACCAUAGAAGCUCUCUCUCUCUCUCAUCCCCUCUCUGCAAAAUCAAUCAGUCUCAAUCGGGGAUUUUGGUCUAGGGUUUCACUCACACAGUCACACUCUCUCUUCUCGUCCCAUUCCCCAUAGCCGUUUCUCUUCUUCCCUCUGUGCUCUGUUCUCCUUCUGGGUUCUAAAAAGCAAUUGACUUUGAGCCAGCCAGCUCGCCCACCGACUCAGUCAACACGCUUGAUUAACCCAAACACCCCUGGCCUCUCUUGCUUUUUUCCUUAACUAGAGUGAGUUCCUUUUUUCCACAUCCGAUUCCAAUUAUUCUGCCUUAUCAUUCCCAACUUUUUUCUCAUCUACUUUCCCACCAAACUUUUAGCUCUCCCUUGGUUGUGGGUUUCCUCUCUCUGUGGGCUUGCCGAUUUGGGAUUGCUCUGUUUUUUCUGGUGUGAGUUUGGUGAAAUUGUUGGGGUAGGAGAAAGGGAGAAGGAAAGAAGGAGAAUCAUGAAGAUUUGCUCAAGUAAAGCUCCUGGUUGAUCCGAUAACGUGUUAAUCCAGCUGCCCAUCUCAUUUCCUAGCUCCCUUCCUAAUCCACCAUUAGUUUCCUCAGACAGUAAGCUCCCAAGUUAGUUUCUUUCUUUCCAUUCAGCUCGAAAUUUCCUGGAUUGGGGACUUUUCUUGUAGAUUUGGGGACCGGAAUGGCGGAAUCCGGGAAAGGCGCUUCCAGUGAUAAUGAUAAGAUUCAGAAUCUGAUAGCUGCGAGGAAGUCACUGAAGCUGAGCUUGGAGAAGUCUAAAUCACUGGGGCUUGCUCUAGGUAAAGCUGGGCCUAGAUUGGACGAGAUUAAUCAGCGGCUGCCUUCUCUAGAAGCUUCAGUGCGCCCAAUUCGUGCAGACAAAGACGCUCUUGUUGCUGUUGGAGGUCACAUUAAUCGUGCUGUGGGUCCUGCUGCUGCGGUGCUCAAGGUGUUUGAUGCAGUUCAUGGGCUGGAAAAAUCGCUGCUUUCGGAUCCUAGGAAUGAUCUGCCUGGUUAUUUGUCGGUGCUGAAGCGUUUGGAAGAGGCAUUGAAGUUUCUUGGGGAGAAUUGUGGUUUGGCAAUACAGUGGUUGGAGGAUAUAGUGGAGUAUUUGGAGGAUAAUUCGGUUGCUGAUGAGAAGUACCUCUCCAAUUUGAAGAAGAGUCUUAGGGAUUUGCAGAAUGAUGAUGAAAGGUCGCGUCUUGAUGGCGGGCUGCUGGAUGCCGCAUUGGAUAAGUUGGAAGGAGAGUUCAGGCGGCUGUUGGUGGACCACAGUGUUCCACUAGAAAUGUCAUCCUCAUCAGCUGGUGAACAGGCGGCGGCCAUUGCACCCUCGCCAUUGCCUGUAGCGGUAAUUCAGAAGUUGCAGGCAAUUCUUGGUAGGCUUAUUGCGAAUAACAGACUUGAGAAAUGCAUUUCCAUAUAUGUUGAAGUCCGUAGUUCAAAUGUUAGGUCUAGCUUGCAGGCGCUCGAUUUGGACUACCUUGAAAUUUCCAUAGCUGAGUUCAAUGAUGUGCAGAGCAUUGAGGGUUACAUUGCUCAAUGGGGCAAGCAUUUAGAGUUUGCCGUCAAGCAUUUGUUUGAAGCAGAGUACAAGCUUUGUAAUGAUGUCUUUGAGAGAAUAGGAUUAGAUGUGUGGAUGGGGUGCUUUGCUAAAAUUGCUGCUCAGGCUGGCAUUCUAGCAUUCUUACAAUUUGGGAAAACCGUUACAGAGAGUAAAAAUGAUCCCAUUAAGCUUCUCAAGUUGCUGGACAUUUUUGCAUCUCUCAACAAAUUGAGACUGGAUUUCAAUAGGCUCUUUGGUGGGGCAGCCUGCGCAGAGAUUCAAAACCUUACUAGGGAUCUCAUAAAGAGUGUUGUUGAUGGAGCAGCCGAGAUCUUCUGGGAGCUUCUGGUUCAGGUGGAAUUACAAAGGAAGAUUCCACCUCCACCUGAUGGAGGCGUUCCCAGACCAGUGAGCUUUGUAACCGAGUACUGUAACAAGCUUCUUGGGAAUGAUUACAAGCCUAUACUGACCCAUGUCCUGCAUAUUCACCGAAGUUGGAAGCAUCAGAAGUUCCAAGAUAAGCUUCUUAUUAAGGAGAUGUUGAGCAUAAUUAAGGCUAUCGAGCUCAAUUUGGAAACAUGGAUGAAGGCUUAUGAAGACAAUACCCUAUCCAACUUCUUUGCCAUGAAUAACCAUUAUCAUUUGUACAAGCAUUUGAAGGGGACACAACUUGGAGAAAUCUUGGGAGAUUCUUGGUUGAGAGAACAUGAACAAUACAAGGACUACUAUGCUGCAAUCUUCUUGAGAGACAGUUGGGGGAAGCUUCCUAGUCAUUUGAGCAGGGAGGGUUUGAUUCUAUUCUCAGGUGGGCGGGCCACUGCUCGAGACCUUGUCAAGAAAAGGCUGAAGACUUUCAAUGAAGCUUUUGAUGAGAUGUAUAACAAGCAGUCAAACUGGGUUGUGCCAGACCGAGAUCUGCGAGAGAAGACGAGCCAGCUGAUUGUGCAGUCCGUUGUGCCUGUUUACAGAAGCUAUAUGCAGAACUAUGGGCCUUUAGUUGAGCAGGAAGGAAGUUCCUCCAGUAAGUAUGCUAAAUACUCGGUGCAGGCUUUGGAGCAAAUGCUUAGCGCAUUGUUUCUACCUAAACCUGGGAGGUAUGGAAGCUUUAAAGUUUCCAGGAGGGUCAGUGACAAAUUCGAUAACGGGGUAGCGAGUCUUCAUCGUACUGCUUCUGCAAUCGUCUGAUUGUCAUCUGGUCACAUGUGUUGGUUUGUUUGGUUGUCCUCUCAAAUUCUAGACGAUCAACCCUUUUCUGUACAUAAGGGAUGGAGGUCCUUACAGGCCUUAAAUCAUGUCAUAUAAUCCUCUCCAGCAAAGUGGCUCCUCCGAGUGCUGCUGCCCAAGUUUUCCUCCAUCAGCUGAACUUCCAUAAUCAACCGAGAAAGUGUUCGCCUCUAAUGCCUGGAAGGAUUCUGGAAAGCUUUGUUGAUCUGAGCUGCGCCGGGCAUAUGCAAUAUGUUCCCUAUUAAUGGAACAGUAGAUAAUACUUGUGAGGUAUAGCUUUAUCUCAUUUUAUUACCCAUUGAUUCAAUAUUUGCCAUAACAUGGCUGCGUUAUAGCCUCUGUACUUGCUACCGUUUAGAUUGUCUAGCAGGGAUUAACUUAAACAUGUCACUUGAGCAGUAGUCAUUACACUGAGGUACCCUUUAAAGGGGUUUUUACCUAUUAAUGAUGGGAUGGAUGCUAGAGGCCUUAAGAUUCAGCCAUGAGUUUACUACUGAAAGCACUUUUCACAAUAAGAUGUCUUUCCAUUU
Linum trigynum is the source of this 3943-nucleotide messenger RNA. Lineage: Eukaryota; Viridiplantae; Streptophyta; Magnoliopsida; Malpighiales; Linaceae. The record is from the annotation of a GenBank genome assembly.